GUUUCGUGACGUCAUAAAAAGCGACGGCAGGCAAUCUUCCCUCUGCCGCAAUGCUGUUCUAAGAAGAAGGAAGUAGUACGAAGCUAGACAAGAGUGUCGUCUGCAGCUAGACCCCUCUCAAGCAGGAGUCGAACGAGUUUAGAAUCGCAUCACCGAGCGACAGAGAGAGGGGAGAGAGAGAGAGAAAGCUGCCAUUUACUGUUGGGACUAGAUGGAUUUGAAAGAGGAGGAACAUGAGGCCAACAUGAAUAUUCUGGACAAAAGGACCCCACAUGUUAAGGAGGAGGACUGUGAAUGGGAGUGUGUCCAACCUAAACAGGCGAGUCUGGGCAUUAAAGACGAGGAAUGUGAACUGGGGUCUGUGGGCAUUAAAGAAGAGGCUGAAGAGACGUCUGUCAGCAUUGAGGUACACACAUUUAAAAGGAUUGAGAGUGUGAAGGAAGAUGAACAAGAUGGAGCAGUGACUGAGUUUGUCUCUUCUCAAAGCAGACACUGUCCAUCACCAGAGUCUUCUAUCAAUGUGAAGUCUGAAUCAUUAGAGUCUGACGCAAAGAGGACUGAGGAGGUGUCAUCUGUUAGAACUCCAGAAGAUCAGCCAUCAACUUCGGGUAAAUCCAGAACAGGAGACAAACCUCAUUGCUGUUCUGAAUCUGGCAAACUGUUCAAGUCCAGGGCAAAUCUUCAGAUACACAAAAGCAUUCACAUGGCAGAGAAGCAUUACUGCUGUUCUGAAUGUGGCAAGCAGUUUUUAAAAAGGUGUUUACUUCAUAGACAUCAAAGAAUCCACACAGGAGAGAAACCUUAUUGCUGUUCUGAAUGUGGCAAGCAGUUUUCACACAAAUGGGAUCUUCAGAUCCACCAAAGAAUUCACACGGGAGAAAAGCCUUAUUGCUGUUCUGAAUGUGGCAAACAAUUUUCAUCCAAGGGAUGUCUUAAGAUACACAGAAGAAUUCAUAUGGAAGAGAAGCCUUAUUGCUGUUCUGAAUGCGGCAAGCAGUUUUCACAAAAAUGGCAUCUUCAGAGCCAUCAAAGAAUGCAUACAGGAGAAAAGCCUUAUUGCUGUUUAGAAUGUGACAAGCGGUUUUCACAAAAGAGCAGUGUUCUAAGACACCAAACAAUUCACACAGGAGAGAAGCCUUAUUGCUGUUCUGAAUGUGGCAAACGAUUUUCAGAAAAGCGCAAUCUUCUGAAACACCAAACAAUUCACACAAGAGAGUAUCCAUAUUGCUGUUCUAAAUGUGGCGACAAGUUUUUGAAAAAGAUCCAUCUUCAGAGCCACCAAAGAAUUCACAAAGAGAAGCCUUAUUGCUGUUCUGAAUGUGGCAAGGAGUUUUUGAAAAAGACCCAUCUAAAGUACCACCAAAGAAUUCACACACAAGAGAAGCCUUAUUGCUGUUCUGAAUGUGGCAAGAAGUUUUUGUAUAAGAACAAUCUUCAUAGACACCAAAGAAUUCAUACAGGAGAGAAACCUUAUUGCUGUUCUGAAUGUGGCAAGAAGUUUUUGCAGAGAUGGUAUCUUCAGAUCCACCAAAGAAUUCACACUGGAGAAAAGCCUUAUUGCUGUUCUGGAUGUGGUAAGCAGUUUUUGCAGAAGAGCAGUCUUCAGGUACACCAAAGAAUUCACACGGGAGAAAAGCCUUACUGCUGUUCUGAAUGUGGCAAGCAGUUUUUGCAGAAGAGCCGUCUUCAAAUCCAUCAAAAAAUUCACACAGGAGAAAAGCCUUAUUGCUGUUCUGAAUGUGGCAAUCACUUUACAGAAAAGCACAAUCUUCUGAACCACCAAACAGUUCAUACGGGAGAGAAACCUUAUUGCUGUUCUGAAUGUGGCAAGCAGUUUUCACUUAAGAAGAAUCUUCAGAGCCACCAAAGAAUUCACACAGGAGAAAAGCCUUAUUGCUGUUCUGAAUGUGGCAAACGUUUUUUAAAAAGGAGUUCACUUUAUGCACACCAAAGCAUUCACACAGGAGUAAAACCUUAUUGCUGUUCUAAAUGUGGAAAGAACUUUUCACAGAAAGCGGCUCUUCAGGUCCACCAAAGAAGUCACACAGGAGAGAAGCCUUAUUGCUGUUCUGAAUGUGGCAAGAAAUUUUCAACAAAAGGGGCUCUUCAGCUCCACCAAAGAAUUCACACAGGAGAGAAGCCUUAUUGUUGUUCUGAAUGUCGUAAGUGCUUUUUGCUCAAGACCAGUCUUCAAAUUCACCAAAGAAUUCAUACAGGAGAGAAGCCGUAUCGUUGUUCUGAAUGUGGCAAGUGCUUUUUGCUCAAGACCAGUCUUCAAAUUCACCAAAGAAUUCAUACAGGAGAGAAGCCUUAUCAUUGUUCUGAAUGUGGCAAGUGCUUUUCACAAGCUGGCAAUCUUUCAACCCAUCGAAAAAUUCAUACUUGAGAGAAACCAUAUUGCUUUCCUGAAUAUGGCAAGUGCUUAUCACAAAGGAGUAAACUUCAGCGCCACAAGGAAAUUAACAGUGGCGUCACCACAAUGGGUCAGACACUCACGGUACACUUGUGUGUUCUUAAGAAAAUUAGAGAACCUGACAGAUUCCAGUGUUCAUGUGAAGAUAAAGAGAAGACCAAGUACUGCUGGUUCUUAUACAGCUGGACAUGAGCUCUCAACUGAAGUGCAUCCUGUGACAGCUUGUGCAAAACUGCAGUGCAGAAAUGUAAUUUUGAUUUCCAAAUUAGAUGAUAUAGAAAAAUGUAUUCUUAAAGUUGGUAAUCUCUAUGUAUUAGAAAAGUAUUUUAAGCCCAUGAGAAAGAUUAUAUUUCCCUAGGUAUUAAGACUAAAUGUUAGGGUUAAAAAAGCUUAUGCCUACAUAUUUGUAUUAUUCUGUAUGAGCUAGAAACCACGACUAUUUCAUAAGCCAAACCUCAGACGUGCAAGAGAGCUGGAAAGGACGGACCCCCUCUGUUAGAGAGGGAAUAUAAACUUUCCAACUAUAAAUAUUGGUGGUGACUGCUGAGCUAGCAGGGAGUAAGGAUAGGCCUUGUCAAACAGAUAUGAUGGACAGAGAGGGGUUUGACACCCCCUCAGCUAAGAAAUAUUGGUAGAAUGAAUUAGAGGCAGGAUUAGAGUAGUGGAAUGAUAGGAGUCCGAUGAGAAUGAAUAAUGGCUUGUG
This is a messenger RNA of Erpetoichthys calabaricus (reedfish), 3116 nucleotides long. RefSeq names its product zinc finger protein 260-like. Gene Ontology annotation, cellular component: nucleus. Gene Ontology annotation, molecular function: DNA-binding transcription factor activity, RNA polymerase II-specific; RNA polymerase II cis-regulatory region sequence-specific DNA binding. Lineage: Eukaryota; Metazoa; Chordata; Cladistia; Polypteriformes; Polypteridae. Gene Ontology annotation, biological process: central nervous system development; regulation of transcription by RNA polymerase II. The transcript is spliced from 3 exons. Bases 212 to 2386 code for a protein of 724 amino acids. The record is from RefSeq and is a predicted model, not a curated record.